AUGGAUUCGUAUGAAGAGUCCAAUGUACCCUUCUUGCAGGAUCUCAAGGAUGUUUCCAUCGAAAGAGGCCUGACCCGUGAAACGCCGGUUUCGAAAUCCAAGAAGCUUCUCUGGUUGACCUUUUGCGCCUUUGUCCUCAUCGUGUCCAACGCAUUCACAUUUUAUGGUGCUCGAGUUUACCGACAUAGUCAAUUAGACAGGGUGUGCACCGCUCAUACCUCACAGACCUGGAGUCCCGUUGAGCAGGACGUGGAAAUCCAUUACAACAGCAGGCGGUUCAACGCGUCUUUCUACAAGGAGUCCAUCUAUCGACAGCCCGCGAGUCCCGAAGUCGACGCCGCGUGGGAGGAGCUGGGCACUGAACUCAAAGGCAUUGUCCUAUCGGUCGACGAGGCCAAAAGGUCUGGAUUAGAGUUGGACCGUGUUAUGGUGGGAGAGGACUAUGGAGGACCCGGAUAUGUGGCCUUUGUCGAAGUAACACACCAGAUCCACUGUUUGAAUCUUUUGCGCCGCGGCCUUUGGUUCAACUACGAGUACUACAUGUCCAAUAAUAUUGCUGAGUUCGCCGAUGGGGAGAGCAUCGUCAAACUCCAUAUAGGGCACUGCCUCGACACACUCCGCCAAGCUCUCAUGUGUAGCUCUGACACGGGCCUCCUUCCCUUCGUCUGGGUUGGGAACCCUCCGAAACAAUUCCCCGACUUCUUCCGCGAACACAAAUGCCGGAACUUCGAACCGAUAUUGGACUUUGCAAAGAGAAGGGAGGUGAAAGCGUUGGAACACAUGAAAGCGGUCCCGCAUAAGGGAGCUUUGAUCCUGGACGACUUUCCCUGA
Messenger RNA from Fonsecaea nubica, 831 nucleotides. RefSeq lists its product as hypothetical. Lineage: Eukaryota; Fungi; Ascomycota; Eurotiomycetes; Chaetothyriales; Herpotrichiellaceae. Gene Ontology annotation, biological process: mycotoxin biosynthetic process. The record is from RefSeq and is a predicted model, not a curated record. The coding region runs from base 1 to 831 and encodes 276 amino acids. The transcript is spliced from 5 exons.